AGAAGGCGGAUUGAAAAGGUCUUUUCUCUGUUGUAUUUCUUGAGUAAUUUUCACACGAAGAUGAGGUUUGCUAUCCUUUUCCUUCUGGUCUGUCUUAUCCUAGAGACCUCAUCUAAACGUAGCGGAGGGUCAGAUAACGGAGAUGGUGAUGACGAUGGGAACAGCGGAGGUAGCAACAAAGGAGGAAGCAAUUAUCCAGGAGGCAACAGACCAGGAAGCAAUCAUCCAGGAGGCAACAGACCAGGAAGCAACUAUCCAGGAAACAAUUAUCCAGGAAGCAACAAAGGAGACAGUGAUUAACAAAGAAAUAACAAAAUGAUAACCUGGCUGAUAGAGAGAUACAGAUAAAAUUAUUUGUAAAUUUGUAUUGCACAACACCGAAAAUAAAAGAAGAAAAUAAAAGAAUAUCGUUUC
Messenger RNA from Magallana angulata, 414 nucleotides. RefSeq lists its product as uncharacterized. The transcript is spliced from 3 exons. The record is from RefSeq and is a predicted model, not a curated record. Bases 61 to 300 code for a protein of 79 amino acids. Lineage: Eukaryota; Metazoa; Mollusca; Bivalvia; Ostreida; Ostreidae.